CGCGCGUGCGUCUUUGACAGUAAACAUGGCGGCGGCAGCUAGUCACUGGUGUACACACAGUACGAGUCGUUUACUCUGUUUUCUACCUUUUCUCUUCAUCACUUUAUUAUUACAUGGAGCUAAUGCUGCUCCAGAGACGGGUCUGUGGACUACACCAGUGCUGAAUACCUCGAGACCUUUAUUAUUACGAAAGUCCAUGUACAAGGACACAGACAUUGAAGUGAAAGUGUCAUCCUUUGGAUGUCCAGAAGAAGUGACGUUUACAAUUCAGUGGUAUUUGAAGUAUUACCCGUGUCACAAUCAAUACAACAAUAUAGAGGAACUGUAUGAAAAGACUCCGCUCAGUCGAGGUGGGAGUUUGGAUCCCGUGCCUUUUGGACAGGGAGAAUAUAUUCAACACGCAUAUAAAGCAUUGCCCUGUAACAGCGACAUGCACUUCUUUCCUAUGCUCAAUAAAUCCAAAGCGGAGCCGAAACCAGUAAAGCCGCCUGCGAUGGACAGAGAGCUACAGGCGGAUCGUUUUACAAGUUCUCCUGAUGCUGAGGCUGGCACAUAUAGAACAAAGGAUAAUGUGAUUGCAACGACCUGGAGAGACGGACCCUACCUGCUCGUGGUGGCGUUGCAUCCAAGCAAACAAGACGUCAACUGGAAUUUAACCUUCAGCGUGGUGAUGAAGGGAACUCACGGUUUUCUCUCUGUCACUGAAUGGCCUCUCAUGAUCUUCUAUAUGGUCAUGUGUGUGGUGUACAUCUUGUACGCUCUGCUGUGGUUCGUCUGGUCGUCCUGUUACUGGAAAGACCUCUUGAGGAUUCAGUUCUGGAUCGCAGGCGUCAUCUUCUUAGGCAUGAUAGAAAAAGCGGUUUUCUAUGCUGAAUAUCAGAACACCAACACCGUGGGCUCAGCGUCUCAGGGUCUGUUGAUCUUCGCCGAGCUCAUCUCCGCUCUGAAGAGAACUCUCGCCCGUCUGCUGGUCAUUAUUGUCAGUCUGGGUUAUGGAAUUGUCAAACCCCGUCUGGGCACGGUCAUGCACAGGGUGGUUGGACUGGGUGUGCUCUACUUUGCUUUUGCUGCCAUUGAGGGCGUUUUAAGGAUCACAGGGGCGAAAGAGUCUGAUCUGGCCCUGCUGGCCAACAUUCCCCUGGCUCUGCUCGACUCCUCUCUGUGUUGGUGGAUAUUUGUCAGUCUAGCACAAACCAUUAAAACUCUAAAGCUCAGAAGAAAUCCAGUGAAGUUGUCUUUGUACAGACACUUCACCAACACGCUCAUCUUCGCAGUUCUCGCAUCCAUCAUUUUCAUGGUCUGGACAACAAAGAAGUUCCGGUUAGCCGACUGUCAGGCGCAGGACUGGAUGGAGUUAUGGGUAGAUGAUGCUUUCUGGAGGUUUCUCUUCUCCAUCAUUCUGCUGGUCAUCAUGUUUCUGUGGAGGCCGUCGGCUAACAAUCAAAGGUAUGCGUUCACGCCUCUCAUCGAUGACUCUGAUGAUGAAGAGAUCGAAGAGUUCUUGGUGUCUGCAAAUUUAGCUGAUGGGAUAAAAUUGAGAGCAGCCAAGACAGAAACCAAUGGAGCAGCAAAACCUACAACCCUCAAUCCGGAUGAAGACUUAAAAUGGGUGGAGGAGAAUAUUCCUGCCUCUCUGACUGAUGUAGCUCUUCCUGUUCUUCUGGACUCCGAUGAGGAGAUCAUGACUACAAAGUAUGAGAUGUCUAAGAUGGAGUGAGUUUGAGAAAGCAAGCCUCCAGCGACGAACCAAAGCGCUGUUCCUGUAACUGGGAUCAGAGAGCGAGCGAGCGAGCGAUGGACUCGCAGACUGUUUUCUGCCUUUGCUGUGGUCGCUCGGUGAGCUUUGGAUGUUGAAGGAAUCAUGCUGAAGGGGAGGAGGUUUUCUGUGUGAUCUCAACGCCGUACUACCUGAACUACAUGUGAGGUUUUGCCUCUUUUUCUAAACUUAAAAGAUGUCCAGCAGACAAAGUCAUCAUUGAUAUACAGUACAUAUUUGAACUUUGUUGAUAUCAUAUCUGUUAAAGUUAGGAUUGAUUAAUACAAAUGCAGUGAUCAUUUGUCUAAAUGACUGAAGCAUUCGAAGCACAAUAUUUUGUUGGUCAGUUUGUUUAUUUUGACUGAAAGUUAGCAAAACGAAUAAACAGUGAUAUGAAACUUAAGUUGACUGACCAAAGCAUCUUCUACAUUUCCUUCAGUUAGAAUCUGGUUUUUGGCUGUAUAUAAAGUUUAAUUUAUGAGUUUCACAGGUCUGUCAAUUUGUCUAUAAUUUCAACGCAUAAUGUGAAAUGACUGUAAGUGUGUUGGAUUUGUGUGUUUGUCCACAGAGUAAUUUAAAUGAGCAGAAUAAUAGUAGUAGUAUUAUUUAUUUAUUUUGUCUGUAGGGAGUCCAGAUAUGAGAAAUGUUUGUCUCCCAUGAAGAACAAUUGCAGCAAAUGUUUCAAUAUAAUAUCGUAUUUCUUUCUCUUUGAAGAAAAGCGCAUGUACAUUCAUUUUUAUGUAUUUAAAUCUUAGAAAAAGAGUUCACAAUCUCCACCUGGAUAUUUUGCUGAAACCUUUUCUAAUAAAUGGUUUAUUUUUCUUUAUGCAAAAUAUAAUUUCUUGUGAUUUUAAUUUUGGGAAUGACAGAUUCACUCAUAUAGAUGCAUACUGAAGCCUUACAACACUUUUAUUCUUGAGUUUUGUUCUGUACCCGGCUGUAUCACAGUCUGUGGUUCAGUUUGUCACUUUGCCUUUUUGCUCUAGUCUAUUUAACAAAACACAUGCUUUACCAUGAACCGCGGUAAAAUUGAGAUAUUUGUCUUUUGUUUUGUCCAUGAGAAAAAACACAUUGUCAAAACUGAUUGUAAUUCAUUUUAUCAGCUGCACUUUAGGAUUUCAUUUGAUCAUGGGAUGUAGUAAAUAUCUUAUUUUAUCUCUAGGAUUCUGGCCUUGUCAGUCAUUCGUCAUAAAUAUACAGUAUUUAUUUUCAAUGCUUUUGUUUUUGCUUACAAUCACAUGAUCUUUUUGAAUGUAAAGUCUCUCCGUUUAGUCACAGAACACCCCUGAAGUCCUGCAGAUCUCAGGUUCUGUCUCUUAUCUGUCCACCUGCAUGUUCGUUCAUGUUUUAUACGCAUUAAUAAUGUGGGUUGCAAUAAAGACCCUUUAUUACAGUCAACUCUGAGACAUUGUGUU
Molecule: messenger RNA, 3171 nt
Organism: Triplophysa rosa
Lineage: Eukaryota; Metazoa; Chordata; Actinopteri; Cypriniformes; Nemacheilidae
Gene: tmem87b
Product: transmembrane protein 87B
Exons: 20
Coding region: 26-1717 (563 amino acids)
Biological process (GO): retrograde transport, endosome to Golgi
Cellular component (GO): Golgi apparatus; membrane
Source: RefSeq, a predicted model, not a curated record